AUGUGGUUCUCGUUUCCUUUUAUAAAAUAAUAAGAUAGACUACACUAGUGAUUAAACUAAAAAUAUUCGGGUAGAUGCAAAUACAAGACUGUGAUAAAGGCGAAUGCAAACGUUAAAUUGACUAUGUUUAUUUGAACAAAAUGGAUAUUACAGAAAGAUUUAAAUUGCAUAAAUUAAUAGUUCUAAGGACAAUAGGCAAGGGCACGUAUGGAAAUGUUUACUUAUGUGAAAAAAGAAAUAAAAAGUCGCUAGCUGUAGUAAAGGAUAUUGAACUGAAUACGAAAUUACAAAACCAUAAUAAGGAAAUCGCCAACGAAAUUAAAAUUUUAGCAACAAUGAAUCAUCCCAAUAUAAUAAAAUUUUAUAAUUGUUAUUACGAAGAAAAACACGUUAUGAUUUGUAUGGAAUAUGCGACGAAAGGAAACUUAGCGGAAUAUAUGUUUGAACGAUGUCCCAAUUUAAUAAAACAGACGGAGAUUUUAUUUUAUUUUAGUCAAGUCCUUUUGGGAGUACGCUACAUACACAAUCUGGAUAUAAUCCACAGAGAUUUGAAAGCGGAAAAUAUCUUAUUAACAGGAACUCAUGGUGUGAUUGUUAAAAUUGGAGACUUCGGAAUUUCAAAAAUGUUAGCUAGUGCAAAGAAAACUUCAACUGUGAUUGGUACUCCUUAUUAUCUAGCACCAGAACUUUGCGAGGGUAAGCCAUACGACUCCAAAAGCGACGUGUGGGCGCUCGGGUGUCUGUUAUAUGAAAUGUGUACACAUAAGCGGGCCUUUGACUCAGAGUCACUAGUGGGGUUGGUGAAAGUGAUAACAAGUGGUAACGUCCAUCCAAUUGAUAUGACAGUGUAUGAUAGAGGACUCCAAGACCUGAUAGACUCAAUGCUUUCUGUAAUUCCGGAUAAGCGGUCGACGAUAAAGGAACUAUUAGGCAGACCCAUCCUUCUACCUACAGUCUACACAGUUUAUUUGGAUGCUGGAAAUGAUGAAUUGUUGUAUGCGAAAUUUUGUAAAUGUUUUUAAAUCUAUUUUUAAUGACUAAUAAAAUGAAAUAAAAAGUUUA
Molecule: messenger RNA, 1062 nt
Organism: Papilio machaon (common yellow swallowtail)
Lineage: Eukaryota; Metazoa; Arthropoda; Insecta; Lepidoptera; Papilionidae
Product: serine/threonine-protein kinase Nek8
Exons: 6
Coding region: 141-1022 (293 amino acids)
Biological process (GO): protein phosphorylation
Molecular function (GO): protein kinase activity; ATP binding
Source: RefSeq, a predicted model, not a curated record